Sesamum indicum (sesame) is the source of this 1070-nucleotide messenger RNA. RefSeq lists its product as uncharacterized. The record is from RefSeq and is a predicted model, not a curated record. NCBI's taxonomy places the organism in Eukaryota, Viridiplantae, Streptophyta, Magnoliopsida, Lamiales, Pedaliaceae.
CAUGCAUUUUCUCACUCCAAAAAGAGAGAAGCAAAAUAAUAAUUUUGAUUUUCUCUGUAUAUUAUUUUAUGAUGAGUAGAACUCACUUCUGCUUUCUGUUCGGAUUGAGGGCUGAAGCCAAAUUCUCCAACUGAAGUCCCAGAAGAGAGCAAGUUCUUAGCAAAUCAACAAGAAAUGGAGUCCUUCAACUUUCACGACAUAAGAGUCGAGAAAGCGAACGCGAUUUCAAGGUUUUCCACGCAGUUUGCGCUGUCACUCAGGCUGUCCGGGGAGUACUUCCGGCGAAUCUCCGUGGCGAUUAUCAGCCCCAGAUUUGUUUUCUUAGUCGGGAACGCGAUCGUAAUCGCUUUGUUUUUGAAAUCGGGGCGAUUUUCCGGAGGAGAUCGGGAAAAAGUCGCGGAUUUUUACGAGGAGUACGUGGAAAAAUGUAGGAAGAAUCAGCAAGCUUGCAGCAGCAAAGAGGAGAAAAAAGCAUCGGAUGCUCACAAAUCACACGGAGUUCGUCACGUAGAAAAGACGAUGCACAGGAGCAAUUCCGAGAACCUAGAGAGAUGCGAGCAGGCGAACAUUCGCCACCGCGAACUACGGCGAAGCAUGACGGAGGAUUGCCGGAAAAUUCAGGAUCCGGAGCGGAAGACGGAGAGGGCUGGCAGUUAUUCGUACGCAGAGGAAGAAAUGAGCAACGAAGAAUUCCGACGAACAGUGGAGGCGUUCAUUGCUCGGCAGCAGAAGUUUUUGAGGGAAGAAGAAGGAUUUUCAGCUGCGGUUUCGUUGAUUCAAUCUUGAACUGCUGAUAUAGAUCGAUCCUUGUUUCCACUGUAUCCGCCCGCUCUUCACACCUUUUCUCGUAGCUAGGUUAUCAGAAUCCUUCCUCACGGGGCCUUUUACUUUCCCCUGAUAAAUUAGAGUUAAAACGGAUGACUGCUUCAAUUUAGUUAAAAUCAUGCUCAUGCUAUGACAUGUACAUCACCUUUUUUCUUUCUUUUUUCUUUUCCUUUUUUGGGACAAAAUAUAAAAUGUACAUGUUUUAUUUGGAGAUCUAUGGCAUGGAAAAAUUAUGUUAUAUUUUA